GUGAAAGAGCACACGGGAUAGUGCCGCAGUCUGAAGAAUGGAUUAAAUGACCGAGGGAGACUAUUAAGGUUCGGAUAGCACUUAUUCGCCAUGUAUAGGAUGUACUGAGAUAAUUUCAAUCACAUUAUACAGUUUAUUCACAUAUACAUUAAUUGGAAUUUAUAAAUAUGAUGGUCUCAAUACAAGUUCUGGUAAUAUUAUACUUGAAUUCACUCAUAUCACUGUGUAUAGCAGUUAAUCCAGACGAAGAGAGUUGUAUUGCUUACGAAAGCACCUAUCACAUCGACAGAGCGUGUGUAUGUGUCCUCUACCAAAGUGAUGCUGGGAUCACGUACGAUGGCUACGGAGGAAUAUUUCAAUCACCAAAUUAUCCGGCAGAAUAUCCAGAAAACACGAACUGUAUUUUAUACACAUUCAUAGGAAAUGUAGGGGAAAUAGUAGAAUUGACAUUUAUAGCCUUUGAUCUGCAGAUGCCAGAUAAAAAUAAUAGGUGUGAGGAUUUCUUAAGUUUUUUUCUCAAUCUACCUCGUCCAGAAAUAAAUGAACACAAUCACCCAGAUUAUAAACUCUGUGGCACGAUGGAGAUGAUUCAAAAAGUGUAUUACUCCUCGGGCAGGGCACUCAUAUUGGAAUUUCAUACGAAUUCAUAUAACGACCGGAAUACGGGGUUCCAAGGCCGGUUCAAAUUCUUAUCAGCUGAUGAAUUCGUCACGAAUGGAAUCAAGCAAUACGGGACGCAAUGUACAUACAUAAUGGCGUCAAGUCAGAGAAAAAAGGGAAAAUUCUUUUCACCGCAGUACCCACAAAACUACCCAGCAGACGCCGAGUGUCAGUAUGUGUUCAAAGGAAUGCCAGAGGAGCAAGUGGUUGUGACGUUUGAAAAUAUCCAACUGGAAAGAUUGGUCGGGAGGCUGCCUUGGGAUAGGAGAAGAUGUAUAGCUAGUCCUGACCACAUUACCAUCCGUGAUGGCGUCAACAGUUCCAGUCACAUGAUCAUACAACACUGCGACACGAGAAACAACGUAGAAUCCAUAUCAUCCGGACCGUACCUUUUUGUUCAGUUUCUGGCCGACAGCAAAAAUCAGAGGCAGGGAUUUUCAGCGACAUACGAAUUUUUGAGCCAGCAACAAAUGCGGGAACGAACGCAGAAAAAGAUUGAUCUGUUAUACCCAACAUCAGCAACGGACCAAGUUACCAACUGCAACCAAGUGAUAGUCAGCACACGGAAUAAAAAUGGGACGAUCACCUCCCCGAACUACCCGAACACGUACCCCUCAUACUCGUCUUGCCGGUACACGUUUCAGGGCCAGGGGAAGGAGAGGGUACAAAUCACAUUCACAGACUUUGAUCUCUACUACACACACUCUGACAGGGGCAACCCCUCCGACUGUCAGGGUGUGGAUUCUGUGAAAGCAGCCACGUUCAUCUCCAAUGAGAACGUGGAGAUGAGUACAUACUGUGGUGCCAAGAUACCCCCCAUGCUAAUGUCCAGUGACUUGGAGCUAAGUCUUACAUUCACAAGCACAUCCACUGCUGUCGGAGUCCGAGGAUUCAAAGCAAAAUAUAGUUUUGUCACAAAUUUUGGUAUAACCGGUGGAAGACAGGAUCCACAUAGUGUCUGUGGUUUUAUAUACCGAAGUAAAUCUACUCGCAACGGGACGUUUGCUUCGCCCAACUACCCUGGUCUCUAUCCAAGGAACACAGAAUGCCAGUACUUGUUUUACGGCGAGAAAAACUACAGAGUCCACAUCAAAUUUUUAGACUUUAGCGUGGAAGGAAUGUUAAAGGAUUGUGCGGAGAGUUCAUAUAGUGACUACGUCGAAUUUUCUAACAUUGCAAAUGUCCAAAAGAACAAAAAGUUACUUCGUUAUUGCGGGGUAAGAAUGAGCCAAAUCUAUGAUGUUGAGUCAGAGGGAGAAUUCUUCCGGGUGACAUUCAAGUCCAACAGCAUUUACGAUGCAACAGGAUUUAAAGCACGGUAUGAGUUCAAACGCUAUGAUGACUCUGGCGUUGAGCAGGUAAAAGUGAGUGGCAGAGGACCCUCUGUGCACCAGAAUGAGGAGGGAUCAGAUCCAUCGACGACAAAAAGAAUCAAAUCAUCGGCAGACAUCACGAAAUCUUCAGGACUCUUUUCGUUAGUGUGUAUCCUUCUUAUAUCCGCCAUCAACUCAUGACAGGUGUCGUGAAAUCUCGCAAAAACUGGUUCUCAUUUAAAAACAGUUUUACAAGGUCAGGGUCACUGUUAGAUGUCAUGGUCAUCACUACUGAAAGUCAAGGCCAUCCGGUAUGACCUCUUGGAUAUGCAACCUGCAAUGAAGGCAACUUUCAUCGUAGAACUUGAAGAAUCUGCUGUUGGGGACUAUAUGUCAGCUGUGAUAGAGAGGAACUGAUGGAGGAGGCGAAAACAGGAACAGUCAAGAUAUAAGAGGCAAAAUGUAUCUGUUUUCUAAGUGCAAUGUUCUCUAUUGCAAUGUCAAUGAAUGUGGGAGUUUGCUUCUGGGUGGCCAUUUGGAAAUCCGACUUCUGACUUUCAGGCGCAAGGUAAAAUGUAUAUAUCAAAAUCUAUGAUGGCCUCUGAAGUCUGAGUGACAAUUUAACCUCCAAUGUCGCCAGAUUACAAGCCCUCCAACUGCAAUACUUAAGCCUCAUCUAAAAUGUGGCCUCUGAAUUGCAGUGAGAAUGUGGUCUCAAAACCUUAUUCGGAGCGGUGAAGUCAUCCCUGAAGGUGGGGACUCGUACUCUGACUGUGUGUUAUUCUCCAGUUACUCAUAAAGUGCAAUGUCACAGAUACCGAACUGAUUGAUUCGUUUUUACUGAUAAUCAGUUUGUGACGCGGUGAUUAGAUAAAGCCGUCAAAUCAUCAAUAUUGCUCUUCUGGCUUUCAUAACUUUUGUAAGAUAACUUUGAAAAAUUCAGGCCCUCGUGUUCCCUUUUCGAUGUUUCAAUGUAUUGCCGGUUAUCCUUCGAGGAGGUUUCUCUCCUCAAAAUAAAACAAGAGAAGUCUUAUUUCAUGAAAAAAGAUCCGAGGUAACCAUGCAUUAGAUAUUGAACAGGAAAACAUGAGGUAAUGGGCAAUAAAUAUCAAUAUAGCUUAAUACUGAAAGUAGUCAAAAACCGGCUGAGCAGAUGUAUACAUACUUUUCCCUUAACUGCAUUAUCGAUAGUAAUAGAUGUUUAGAAUUGUACAUGUAAAACAGUGCCAGCAAAAGUUGAAAUAGAAGAAGAUUCUGAUAAAAUCCUAUCAUGUUGUAAAUACUGGGAGAUGACAUUCAGAAAUUCUUUGUUGUCCUGUGUUCUGAAUUCUGAGGGGGGUGCUCGUGAUAUCCAUCGAAACCUUGAUACUGGUACUUUCUUGCAUAUCUCUAUUGGACAACAAGUGCCCUUUUUGGCGUCACAAAGUUCUGAUCAUUAUGAGCGAAAGUUUUUCUCAGUGGACUCACAAAGGAAUCUUUUCAAACUUCAAAAUGCUUCUCUCAUGAAUAAGAUGUCUAAAUGUGCCUUAGUCCAGGCUUCCUAGUCCAAGCUCCCUGGUCCAAUGGUUGUGGCCUCUUUCGACUUAAAGUGAAACUCAAUUUUGAUGAAUCUGCUUUUCAAUGUCUCAACUAUACGAGACAGUGUGUUCCAAAAAAGUUGUGUCCGAAACGUUUCUUUUCGUAACGAUUGCAAAUUCCUAUGCUGAUCCUGCUACAAAUGACAUUCAACUCCACUAUUCUCAGGUGUACAUUCUGAGGUCGAGAUUUUGUUUUUAUGGGUUGUCCGCACAUUCACCAUGAGAUAUGGUAGGCCUAAUAUGUAUGUAUAAAAAAUGAAUAUAUUCCAUCACUAAAAUGCUCAUUUUGAACUGUACUGAAAAAAUGUGUUCAUUUUUACAAAGUGGGUCCUUUAAUGGUCAAUUCAGUGCUACUAAGUCUUCAAAUUAUUGGUAUUCAGCCACAUCCAUGUACGCACUAUAGGCCUAAACCCAUGAUGCAUUCUGGCACCAGUACUUUUCAAUAUACUCCGCCUCUCGAUAUUUUGUACGCGCCGUAUAGGAGUAAAAACCGCCUGAUCUCAGGAUGCCCAUGAUGUGGCUAAUUUUCAAUGGAUGCAUGUUCUUUUUGGCCACAGAAUCACUGUUAGACUUAAAAUACAUUACGAAAACAUCAUGCCUAUUUGUUGGGGACUAAAAAAAGAAACGAUUGACCGGUGCACCCUUUGAAUUUGUCGGUUAGAGAAGGGAAUAGUCCCAUCUGCCUCAAUAGGGUGUAAAGCAUUGUUGUGUUUUUGAUGUGUUGGUUCCUAGUUGAGAUUUUACACGUAAGAAUACAUCUAGGCAUGAUGUUCCUAACGUUAGCUGUCAAGAUACAUAACCCCUUAUAUAGGCCAGCAAAUGCUGUUACUGAAAACGUCAUGUACAUUUUGCAUAUGGUAAUCAUGUACCAAACUCAAGUAAAAGCAUUUAUUACAUGUAGAUCUUGUAAAUGGAGUUUACUAAUAAGAAUGUUUAAUGUAGACUCUUAAUAAUUAAGGGUUUUGAGCUUUUGAUUACAAAUAUGCACCCAAUAGUGUUUUUUAGUGAUGUGAAAACACCCAAAAAGAUACUUAAAGCUUUUUUUCGAUGGAAAACCUGCCAGAGUGCAUAUUGGUAUUAGCCGAAAAGCCUGUUAUGAUUUUUCAAAUGUUCAAAAACCUUUAUUUCUAAGAGUGUAGACUGUGUAAUUUUGUACACAGAAAUACUGUGUUAUGGUUAUGUAAAGCGUCACAAACUUUUAUGCAUGGUAUUCAUGCACUUUUAAGCUCGCCACAUUUUAACCUGGAUCAGUAAAUCUGAUUAGCUUCCAUGUAGCAAUUUGGGUGUAUUUUAAUUUCAUUGUCUACGACGGUUCGGUACUUUAACUCAACGUUUACUUCAUGUGCCAUGAUUAUGAAGUGGUACUUUCAGUUCAAGGGCUAAUGGCUUUCACUUGACACAGAUCUUCAGUCUUUGAAAGUCAACACCAGUUACUCAUGCGCCUUUGGUUCUCUAUACAUCUGUAUAAUACAACUGUGAUCUUCGAAUGUUGCUUUAAUGUUGCCUGCGUCAUGAAAAAAGUAUAUGGCUGUAAAAUGUUGCUGUGCUAACUUACCGGGAUCAGCGAAAGUCUUAUUGUUUAUAUCACUGAAGACAAAAAAAAUAUGUUUUUCAUAAAAUUAUUGGUUUAUUUGUUGUUAUUACGUAUAAUUCUGAAAAUAGUUGAAAUACCUUUAUCUCUCAGAAUCAAGUCAACCUGAAUGUUAAUGGGAAAAGUAAGGCCAUUAAGUAUAACGUUGUCCGCAAUAUGCAUAUCUGUCUUUCAUGAAGUGAGACUGAUUUUCACAUUCGCCUAAACAAAACUGUUUAUCUACAUUAUCUUUAGCACUAUCAAAUGGCAUACGCUUGAAUUGUGUUUGCCUUGAAUACCGCCUUAGACUGCAUUAUAUUUAGUUUUUAGAGUUUAAUAUUGCGCAUAUAUAGACUAAGCUCCAAAAAUUCACGAUAUAUCGUUGAGAACUAUAGCCUUAUACAUGCACUCCAUUUACUGUCGUAAGCUAUCGGAAAUUCACUUGAAUUCAUUUCACUCUAUGUUUCCAAACCUCAUUAUGUUACCCAUCGAAGCGCUGCGAAACUCACACCAGUAACCGUUAGUUACAUGAACUGUAGUACGUGAGGUGGGCGUCAACUGUAAAGUUAGACGUUGUGUCAUUACUUGCAAUAAUCUCAAACUUGGUUUGUCCGCGCGAUCAAAAUAUUUACUUGAUAUGUAAAUAGUUGUAAGGCUUAUUAGUGCUGGUCCCCCUGAGAAAAUCUGUGUUUUCCUACAAUAAUUUUCUCAUGUGGCUCAUGUUAAAGCUAUCAAAUCAAAUGCUUUCAGUUCGGUGAGUUGUCAGCAAUAUCGUUUCGAAAUGACAGGUACAGUAUAGAUCCAUUAAGAUGUAACAUAACUUCGUGCGAUAAAAAAUAACUCGCAUAAAUGAACCUGCCUUCAGAUCUAGGUAGGAAGCGAUCGUAGAAUUAUGUUUUAUUUAAGCUUUAAUGCUGGCCAGGGGUAGUUACAGUAUAUUCGUAAAGGAUGCAUCAAACUAGAUAAUAUAAUUAUGCUGUCUUUGACAACUGUUAACUUGUUAACUUGUUGCUUAUAACUUGUUACUCAGCAACCCAAAUUACAUAGCAAUGGUCGCUGUUUUAUUUGCCAAUUUUUUAUAUCUUUCUUUGUUGUCCUUGGAAGUGGAUCACUAUGACAAUCAUAAUGUGUUUCACUGUCAAAAUGACAUAGCAUGUUAUCAAUUUUUGCAUCACUUCGAAUGAAAAAAUGCGAGUCGUUGGCAACGCCGCCGGCCUAAAAAAUGGACAGAGUAUUUCACCAUUGCGUCAAAGUACAUUGUACAUGUACAUCAUACUAAUUCCACAGCACGCCAUACUGAUUGAUAUUAUUACUGGACAUAUCACGAUAACACUUUGCCACUCAACUACGUGUAGCUUGUUGGAAAAUACCUUGGUGCGGGUUUUCGCCAACCAUAUAGCUGUUUCCUUAUUGUUGUUCCUGGUCAACAUAGGUCAGAAGUUUCGAAGAACAAAAUUUCGUCGUCUUCAGUAAACAACAAAAAUCAUGGGUUUAAAUAAUCGGACGAAUGCGCUGUCACUGAAAUGAGCAGCAUCUAAUGAUUUUCACUGGUGGUGAUUUGAAAAAAAAAGAUGCUCGAUUUCCAUAGGCAGUAGACUUGAUCCGGCUGUGUGACACACCACGAUGUCCGUGGACAAUGCGUAAACACUCAUGCGGGGAUGGAAAACUGCUGUGAUGAAUAUCUUCCACAAUCUUAGUUCUUGGGAUCUGGAGAGAUUUAUCAGAACAUUUUAGAUAAAGAUUAUACGUUUCAGCAGGUAUUGGAUUCAUCGAUUGGUAUUUUAAAUGUGAACCUGUUAGUUCAAUUCACAGCAUGAGCAUCGAAAGAUUUCGUGUACGUAAAAUUGGCGAAAAAAUCAUCUACGACAAAAAGAUACGGAAUGUAUUCUCUGUUCUAUCAUACAAUUAUUAUCAAUUCACAGUGUCCGCAUUAAGAGAUAUAUUGUAAAUGAAUCCCUUGAGGUUUCAACAGGUAUAUAAAUCGUAUAGUCCUUUCUUUCUAGAGAAUUGACAAUUUAAGUUGUGCUGUUUUAAUUUCUUUAAGGGCUUUUUCCUUAUGCGACGUAUUUUAGGUUAUUUUAAAGGAACAUUGACGGCGAUUAGCAAUGUAUACAUUCACUUGUAAUUAAAAAGGCGUCGGUCCCAUGCGACCCGCGACUUAUAACCCUCUCAAACAGUACAUGUAUUUUGUCUAAUUCUGCAUUGAAAAAACAACUUCGAUUAGAAAUUGUGAUUGUGUUGUAUACCGUUUCACUUUUGGGCCGAUCAUUUUGGGUCCUGGAGCACAAACUACUUAGUUGGAUUUCUUUGAAGUUAGGUUUUUAUUUAUCCUAGCUUCGCGAAGAAGUAAUCAAGUUCUUUACUAACGAUACUUAAACCCGAAAAUCCUGUUUUGCCGCGAAGCUAAGAUCUAUAAAAACUCAAACUUGAAGGAAAUCCGCCAGUACUUCGCUCUCCAGAGCCCCAAACGAUGUGGGCAAAACUUUUACAAAUGGACUAUAAUCAUGCUGCUGUGCGAUGAGAAAAAAAUGUGUCCAAGUGUAGGAUUUUCUUUAAAAUUCCUCUGACUGUUACGACAUUGUACACAGUAAUUGUGUUUUUAUGUAUGGUUUCUUUAAUUCCUCCAGUUGAGUGCAUGCAACUGCAAUGACUUUACAUUCUUUGCGUCCGUGUCUAUACCCAGUUUAUGUUCAAUUUAAUUCUGAUUAAUAUAGUAUGUAGAUUCGUUUAUCAAUAGAUUAAAUCAUAUGCGUCAAGAAAUGGACAAAAAUAUCAUCAACUAAUACAGCUUCGAUAAAAAACAUCUUCCUGAUUUUUAAUGGGUAUAAUGUUUUAUUGGGUUAUUUGGGUCAAUCGGCCGCAACUUGUCGCGUCUUACGAUGAGGAACAUGCCACCUAUUUAAGGCAAAUUGUGAUGUAAUUUAAGAUAUCUUUUGAAGCGCAUUUUUAUUCUCACUACGUCAGCGCCGGGCAUUCGAUAGUAAACACUUCUGUUACGCGGCUAUAUUUUCAAAGAACAAGACCUCAUUCUGUUGUUGCUGUUGUAGAACUUUUUUGUCAUGAUUGAAAUCAAACGCUUUUUAACACAACUACGCUAAAGGGGUUCCUCCAAUAAAAGGGAGGACAUUGCUGGUCAGGUGGACAUAGAAAACAUUUAAAAUAGCUGAAAGCUAAGCCGCAUAUAUCCACAAGAUCUUUUACUUGAGAUUGUCUACAGUUUCACCAUUUGAUCAUACCAGCUUCGCGGCUGUUGCCGUUCCCGCAACUCCCCGUGAGAAGACUUGCAGUGAACAGAAUGAACUUGAGGGUAAUUGGUGACCUUAGAACGCCUCUUGCUGAAUGAAAGACUGAAAUUUGGGUGUUAGGCGAUGUCACAAUCUUCCAUCUUCAUCUUUUUAUGUUAUACAUGUAUUUGACGAAGCAGGAAAGCUGUUACAAAAGAUUUCGAUUGAUAUGUACACUGUAUUUCGUAUUUCUUAUUUCGUAUUUCGUAUUUCGAAUGAUCCUUCUGGGCUUUCGUAGAUAUGCAAUACUGGUAAAGGAAAAAUUGUUUACACUGUUAUUUCAGACAUCGUAUAAUUUAGGCUGUAAUUUCAUUUGAUGAGUACCUAUAUGGCCCAAUUGCACAGCGGUUAAAUGUUGUAUAUGAUUAAAAAAAAUUAACGUUAUACUGGAGUCAAUCAAGGCCAAUCAGCAGCGUUGCUAUAGUCCAAAGGAAUGGGCUUUUUCACAUUAUUUGUUACUUCAUUCUGUUAGUUUUUGAAUAGUUUGUUUCUUACCCACUGAGGUCAAGGGAGUAUAUUGGGCUUUGAGUGAAGAGGACAAUAAAAGACGUACGAGACCAACCAUCAUUGGCUGCUGUGAUUAUACCAGGUCAUACUGUCAAUGUUUUCUGUUGCUUAUUCGCUCAAAUCAAAGAUGUUUUUCAUUGGCAACAUUAUCCGGAAUAGUGGUUAUUACCACCACAGAAUUUCUAUUGAACCCUAAAUCUAGAUAUGCAUUUAUUCAAUAUCAAAAUUAUCAUCAGUGGAUCAAGAUUCAAACUGUGUAACAAUGACUGGCGGCUAAGUUGCUGCGAGCAGUUCCUGUCAAAUAUUUUAUACGCUUUCAAAUCUAUGCCGGCAUGGAAUAUCAACCAGUUUGGCUUUUUUAGAUUGACAAUUGUAUGACCAUGUUGUAAAGUCACAGCAAUUGAUUUCUGGCCUUAAUAUAAGUCACAGCACUGACGAAAUCGAUUUCUCAGAUUGUUAUAAUAUGUUUUCUGGCAAUUUAUAUAUCAACUCACAGCCAUUAAUUUUUGGCAGUGUUAUAUAAGUCGUAUAUAAGUCUAAGUCGUCGCAGCAAUUGAUAUCCGGAAAUAUUAUUAAGAUGACAGUACUAGACUUUAUUAUACACAGGUCAAACAUUUCUGUUAUCAACGGUCAUGAUAAAUUUAUACAGAUGAACUGCACAAUCACUCUCCUGUCAAAUAUGUCUACAAUCAAUUAGUUAUGAAAAACCAACCAUUUUGUAUUAAACCAUACAAGCAGACUCUUCCCCAACAUUGAAAACACUUGGUGUAAAGUGAUGAUUUUAUUUUCACAAAAGAGUUGUUGCUUCUUAUAAAUCUUCUCCGUACUCAUAAUUAAGUUGCUUGUGAUAUCAAGAUUUUAAUUGCUUUGGCGAAAAAUGUGUUCCAAAAUGUGUAUAGAAACAUACAGGCCAACCAAGUCCACAUCGCCUAUCAACAAUAAUUAUCAGCAUUUUUAAUAAUUUCUACGAAUGUCCUAAACUGUUGCACUUUCCUCCGUUUACAACAAGAAGAAUUGUGAUGUGCUCAUUCUUGUCAAUGUCAGCCCUGCUAGGGUGUACAUAUACAUGUAUAACUACCACGUGCAAUGAAGCAUCUUCCUAGCGAUAACGAGUUGUAUGACAUCACAAGUGAACUGUUUUGUCGUUUAUCGUUGGUUGUCCAGCAUUGAUGGCCUGAAACGACCUAUAACUUACUGAUGCCAUCUCUUAAUUGGAUUGCCUAAAUCUGGAACCCAAAGCGUGGCGCUUAUCACAAGAACAUGUUUAUAUACGUUGUCAUAUUCGUGAUAGUAUAUGAACUGCCAUUAAUAAAGCUCUGAAAUCAGUUCAGGAUUUUUGCGGGUCGUGAUUUUUGCCAUUUUAGUCAUUAUAGGACGCAUCAGUGUCAUGAAUAUUUACUUACUUCUAUUUGUACUUUCUUUAUAAUCACCGCAUCGGAACAGUCAAAAAGGAACAUUUUGCAUGUUAUUUUGCCACAACAGCAAGGGGUGGAUAAAAAUCGUACAUAAGCUUGUUCUUAGGGCGUCCCACUUACUGAAAUGCCCAGGCAUCCAACUGCCUGCAUAUUCAGAUAUUCCAGUGACGUUAUUACUAUAUUGCUUGAAGGUUGUAGUCUUGUCAAAAACCGACGUUAUAGUCGAAUUACCUAAACAUUUUCCAAUGCAUGCUGUUGUAACUGAGUUGGGUUUUUCGUUAUUUUUGAGAACCUGAUUCAGAAAGUCAUACAUUUGCAAUGGUGUUGCAUACAUAUAGUCAAUUUGUGUUCUUUUAUUGAUAUUUAGGUACACAUUGGUCGCGACCUUCACUGAAAUUUGGCUGGGCACCUGACCUAACUCUAGUUGUUGAUACCAAAUCCCCGAGACCGAGACCGGCAGACUAAGCUGAAGCGUCUCUUAACAAGUUUUUCCAUGCUGUAAUCGCAUUACUUGUGCAACACCGGUAUAUAUAUAAAGCUUGGAGGAACCAAUCAUGCAUGUCGUGUGAUAUGCAUGUAACUAUAUGGAAAUUUUCUCCUGAAUGCAAGGCCUUUGAGAAAUUGUACUUUACAAGACUAUUGUGAUCGUCAAGGAAGCCUCCGGGGAAGCCCACCGACUUUCCCAAAUUCCUUCCUGACAAUGUCAAUAUUCGUCAAAAAUAGGUCAAGAAGACAAACUCUACAAGUCCAUCAUGUCACUAGAUCAUGCUGAUUUCUUACUGCCCCAUCGCAGUUUACUUCGAGUUCUUGUUUUUGUAAGUGCUAUUAUAUAAUACAUAUAUACAAAGAAAGUGUACAUAUUUCUCUGUAUCGAUGACCUGCAUAUUAGUGUAGUAUAGUCUGCUGUUCUUUUGUUAUGAAAGGGUUUCAAAACCUUGAAUAAAGCAAUCUGAUUUUCUUAA
This is a messenger RNA of Lineus longissimus, 11288 nucleotides long. RefSeq names its product suppressor of lurcher protein 1-like. Gene Ontology annotation, cellular component: plasma membrane. The transcript is spliced from 15 exons. NCBI's taxonomy places the organism in Eukaryota, Metazoa, Nemertea, Pilidiophora, Heteronemertea, Lineidae. The record is from RefSeq and is a predicted model, not a curated record. Bases 168 to 2174 code for a protein of 668 amino acids.